This is a messenger RNA of Papaver somniferum (opium poppy), 1662 nucleotides long. RefSeq lists its product as uncharacterized. The transcript has 3 exons. Bases 1 to 1662 code for a protein of 553 amino acids. Lineage: Eukaryota; Viridiplantae; Streptophyta; Magnoliopsida; Ranunculales; Papaveraceae. The record is from RefSeq and is a predicted model, not a curated record.
AUGGCUAGUGACCACUGCUCUAUUCUCUUAACUACUGCUAGAAAUGAAUCUAAAGUUUUUAAACCAUUCAGAUUCAAUAGAGCCUGGUUUAGAGAUGCCACUUGUAAAGAUCUUAUUGAAAGCAGCUGGAAAAAAUGUGGAAUGGGUUCUCCUGCUUUUAGACACUCAAAAGCCUUGACUGUCACUAAGGAAGAACUUAGGAAAUGGAACUACAAUGUUUUUGGUAAUAUAUCUACUCAGAUAAAUAAGCUUGAAACUACUUUGCAUAAUCUUUUAUAUACUAAUCAUGCUCCUAACUCUGCUGUUGUUGUGGAAGUGCAAUCUAAGCUUAAACAUAGGUAUGACAUUAAGGAGGAUUUCUGGAGGCAAAGAGGUAAGGAAGAAGCUUUUAAAUUUGGGGAAAGGAACACUGCUUACUUUCAUAAUAAAACAAAUUUUAGAAGGAAAACAACCCAAAUAGAUACUAUCCAAAAUGACAUGGGAAUCUGGUUAACCGAUAGAGCUGAUAUUGCUGCUAAUUUAAAGAGUCAUUUCUCUAAAAUGAGUAGAACUACUAUGCCACCUAAUCCUAGUACUUAUUUAGACUACAUCAUGCCUUGCAUUUCUAAUGAGGAGAAUAAUAUGUUAACUGGAAUUCCUACUCAUGAAGAAGUUAAAAAUGUGAUUUUUAGUAUGCAACCAUGGACCACACCAGGUCUUGAUGGGUUUCCACCUGGCUUUUACCAGGAAAUGUGGUCUAUUGUUGGUGAGGAUACUGUUAGAAUGGUUCAAUCCUUCUUUAGAAGUAAACACAUGCUGAAACAGAUUAAUCACAAUUUUGUAAGCCUUAUACCCAAGGUUAAUAAUCCUAAAUCUGCUGCAGAUUUUAGACCAAUUAGCUUAUGUAAUGUUGCUUAUAAAAUCAUUUCUAAACUGUUAGCUUCUAGGUUAAAAGGUUUGCUUGACAGAAUUAUAACUCCUUAUCAGUCAGCCUUUCUCUCUGGAAGACUAAUAACUAAUACUAUUGUGAUUGAUCAUGAAUUAAUUGACUCCAUGAAGCAUUGUAAAGCUGAAAACGGUUGGAUGGCUAUUAAACUUGACAUGUCAAAGGCAUUUGACAUAAUUGAGUGGAGUUUCUUGUUGGAUGUCCUAUCUAGACUAGGAUUCUGUGAUGAUUUUUGUAGCAUGAUUAACAAUGCCAUUCUACAGUUAGCACUUCUAUAUUAUGAUUGUUUGCUUUUCACAAAAGCAAAUUCAAAGGAAGCUCGGAAUCUAAGUACCAUCAUUGAUCAAUUCAGUCUCUACUCUGGCCAAGCUGUCAAUUUUAGUAAGUCAGGCAUUUCUUUUAGCUCAAAGGUUCCAAAUCAGCAAAACAAAAUGGAAUCUUCCUCUAGUUUAAUUGAUAACAAUUAUGGUAGACUUGCAGAUUGGAAAGCUCACUUCCUGAAUCAGCCUGAGAGAACUAUUUUAAUUCAGUCUGUUUUAGGCACUUUAGCUACUCAUCGAAUGGUUGUUUUUCAGAUGCCUAAAAAGCUGACUGACAAGCUAGAUACAAUCCACAUGAGGUUCUGGUGGAAUAAGAAAGAAGGAAAAAAAGGUAUGUUCUUUAAGAAAUGGAAAGAGGUUGCUUUAGCUAAAGAAUUAGGAGAACUGGGGAUCAAACAGUCUUCUAUUAUGAACUAA